AUGGCACAGGAUCAAGAAGGCAAAACUGUUGUACACAAUCUCAUGAACAAUGAGCCCAACGAGACGACUUUCAAGUGCCUCAAGACUAUUUUCAAUCAGAAACCCGAUUUAGUUCAUAUCCCUGACAAUGUCGGUGACACUCCACUACAUUAUGUGUUGAAAGGAACCCACAAUAAUGUCAAUCACAUCGACCUACUGCUCGAACACGGCGCCGACCCACUCCAACCAGACUCGAAUGGCAAUACAGCUCUCCACUUCUUCGCUCGGAACCCUCUCACCUUCAAGUCACGUAUUGAACAAUUCCAAGGGCUUGGUGUGGACAUCAACGCACGCAACAAAAAGGGCGAUCCCCCGCUCUUCGAAUAUAUUACACACGGCCAGCUGAGUUGGGUGUUGUGUCAGAAUAAAGAGCACGAGAACCUUGACAAUGUUCACCAUUUGCGAUAUUUCAAGGAAGCCGGAGCUGAUUUCUUCGCCCGUAAUCACGCGGGAUCGUCGCUACUUCACGUUUUGGCUGGUCGUAAACUCGGUGGCCGCAUUUUCGGGCAUAAUGAAAAACAAUAUGAAUUGCCGAUUGAGAAUCUUGUCAACUGGUUUAAGUUCCUCGUUGGCAUGAACUUGGAUCCUAUGCUCGAGGAUGCUCGGCAACGUACUUGUUUGGAUGUUGCUGCCGCUUGUGGCAAUGAGCACAUUUUGAAACUGUUUCAGCAGACUCCUGAACAUGAAGCGUUGAACAGGUCUGACUAG
Molecule: messenger RNA, 747 nt
Organism: Penicillium odoratum
Lineage: Eukaryota; Fungi; Ascomycota; Eurotiomycetes; Eurotiales; Aspergillaceae
Product: ankyrin repeat-containing protein
Exons: 1
Coding region: 1-747 (248 amino acids)
Molecular function (GO): protein binding
Source: RefSeq, a predicted model, not a curated record